Tachysurus vachellii is the source of this 4254-nucleotide messenger RNA. RefSeq names its product PPFIA binding protein 1b (gene ppfibp1b). Gene Ontology annotation, molecular function: protein binding. Gene Ontology annotation, cellular component: presynaptic active zone. The coding region runs from base 186 to 3131 and encodes 981 amino acids. The transcript has 28 exons. Gene Ontology annotation, biological process: neuromuscular junction development. Lineage: Eukaryota; Metazoa; Chordata; Actinopteri; Siluriformes; Bagridae. The record is from RefSeq and is a predicted model, not a curated record.
ACGUCAGCGCCUUCCCGAGUCAUUGUCGACAUGGCGCAGGCGGAGGCGCAGCGCGGAGUUUUCGCACAGCAAACCUUGUGAAAUUACAUUUCGCAGCGAGGACGACGGCAGAAGUUCCAUCCUAACAGGAAAGUUUAGUUGUAAACAGUUCAGACUCCGGUUUUGGUUAACUAAACAGGUUGAAGAUGAUGUCUGAUGCGAGUGAUAUGUUGGCUGCUGCUUUGGAGCAAAUGGAUGGCAUUAUAGCAGGCUCUAAAUCUCUUGACUAUUCCAAUGGGAUUUUUGACUGCCAGUCUCCAACCUCACCAUUCAUGGGAAGCCUGCGGGCGCUGCACCUAAUCGAGGAUCUGAGGGGGGUUUUAGAGCUCAUGGACACAGAAGAGAGAGAGGGAUUGCGCUGCCAGAUACCUGACUCGACAGCACACAGUCUGGUGGAGUGGCUACAGGGACAUCUAUCAAAUGGCCACAUUUCAGUGACUGGUGAUAUUUACCAAGACAGACUUAAUCGCCUUGAAAGUGACAAAGAAUCCCUCGUUCUUCAGGUGAGUGUCUUGACGGACCAAGUAGAAGUCCAAGGAGAAAAGAUAAGAGACUUAGACUUGUGCCUUGAGGAACAUCGUGAAAAACUGAAUUCCACUGAGGAAAUGCUACAACAGGAGCUUCUCUGUAGGUCAGGUCUUGAGUCUCAGAAGAUGGAGCUGAUGGCUGAGAUUUCAAAUUUAAAGCUAAAGCUGAAUGCCAUGGAGAAGGAGAGAAUUGACUUUGAUGAACAAUUCAGAGAUAGUGAGGGUUUGAUCCUAGAGAUUAAUGAGCUGAGGUAUCGCAAUUCUGAGAUGGAGAACGAACGGUUGCAGUAUGAGAAGAAACUAAAGUCUACAAAGGAGGAGCUGGCUAUAUUAAGAAGGCAGCUGGAUGGUAAAGAUGGAGAACUAAGGAGGCUACAGGAUGAGACAGGGUCCAGAUCACCCACACCUGCAGGCUUAGAAACCACUGAGAGAGAGGAUACUUUUAAGCAGAAGCUCAAAGAGAAACAUUUGGAAGUGCAAAGAAUGAAAAAAGCAGUUGAGUCACUUUUGGCAGCCAAUGAAGAAAAGGAUCGCAAGAUUGAGGAGCUUCGGCAGUCACUUACACGUUACAAGAAGGUGCAAGACUUGGUCAUGUCAGUGCAAGGUAGAAAAGAUAAAUUAAAAGAAGAAGAAAGUGAUGAGAGCUACAGUGACAGCUCUCUCACCAUGUCAAUAGCAAUGUCAGUUUCCAUGGAUGCCGAUAAGUCCGUCCUGUCGUGUGCUGAGGAAGUGAAGAGUCAAGAUGAGCCGACGACUUUUCUCAGCACGCUGCAUGUGCCUUCGCUCGCAACCACACCACAAACCAAACCAGAGGCUGAUGUAAACCUGGAGCCAGUGCAGUCACAGAGUGAUUCAGUGCAUCAGGAGCCAAGUCAGUCACAGGAGCCCGUGAUAAAUACCAGUCUGGAAAGUGUGGAGGUUCCCAAAUCCAGCAGCCUGAACAAAUUGGAUGGCAGCACUAGUGAAAAGAGGCCUUUGGCAGUUGGAAAGAGUCCAGCAGAGAGUCGUGCUUUUGAUGAGUUCAACAAGAUUACAACCUUACCACCAAAGUCCACUAGCAGCUCCCGUGCUGUUGAAGAUGACACUUUUGGCACAAAGAAGGCCAGAUCCUCCUUCGGACGAGGUUUCUUUAAGCUUAGGGGAGGCAAGAGGACAGCCAGCGCUCCUAAUCUUGCUGCAACAGAGCACAACGGCAUGGACCAUCUGGAUCUUGCAGGGAUGCCACAGAAUUCAAGCAACAGUGACAGUACAAACACUCUCUCCAGCUGCCUAGAGGGCAAGAAGAAGUCGAAGGGAAUCAAAGCAUUCUUAGGAAAGCUUACAAGAAGUCAGUCAACAACCUUCACCUUGGAUGACAACCUCUCAGAGAACGAGUUCAAACGGGGAGGAGUCCGAGCCACAGCCGGUCCCAGGCUGGGAUGGUCACGUGACCUGCACAACACAAACAGUGAGGUGGAUGCUCCAUUUGCACGUUGGUCCCGGGAGCAGGUGUGUGACUGGAUGCAGGAGCAGGGACUGGGGCUAUAUGUGAACCUGGCCAGACAGUGGAUUUCCUCAGGACAGACUCUCCUACAGGCUUCUCCACAGAACUUAGAGAAGGAGUUGGGGAUCAAGCAUCAUCUACACAGGAAGAAACUGCAACUGGCCCUUCAAGCACUGGGCUCUGAGGAGGAAGACAACAAAGGCAAACUAGACUACCAAUGGGUGACGAGGUGGCUUGAUGAUAUUGGACUUCCUCAGUACAAAACUCAGUUUGAUGAGGCAAGAGUGGAUGGGCGAAUGCUUCACUACAUGACUGUGGAUGAUCUGCUGUCUCUGAAAGUGGGAAGUGUUCUGCAUCACCUCAGCAUCAAGAGAGCUAUCCAAGUUCUCCGCCUCAACAAUUACGAGCCCAAUUGUCUACGCCGUAGACCCUCAGAUGAGAACAACAUCACCCCAGCAGAAAUCUCUCAGUGGACCAAUCACCGUGUGAUGGAGUGGCUGCGUUCUGUAGAUCUGGCAGAAUAUGCACCCAAUUUGAGGGGCAGUGGAGUCCAUGGAGGUCUGAUGGUUCUCGAACCUCGUUUUAAUGUGGAAACAAUGGCACUGAUCCUGAACAUUCCUCCAAACAAGACUUUGCUCAGAAGGCACCUGGCGACUCACUUUAACCUGCUGGUUGGUUCGGAGGCUCAGCAGACGAAGCAGGAGUGUAUGGAGAAUCCUGAUUACAUUUUACUCACUGCAACUGCUAAAGUCAAGCCACGAAAACUGGCAUUUGGGACCUUUGGGACUUUGAAGAAGAAGAAGCAGGAGGAUAGUGAUGAGUAUGUGUGCCCCAUGGAUGUGGAGAUGCCAAAAGGACACAGUUUCCAGAAAGGCUUUAGAAGCAUGGAGCUGCACAUUUACGAGGAUGAGCUGGACAGACUAGAACAGAUGGAGGAUUCAGAGGGCACUGUGCGACAAAUUGGAGCUUUCUCAGAAGGCAUCAACAACCUGACGAGUAUGCUGAAAGAUGACGAGCUCUUUAAGGAGGUUAGAACAUCAUCCCCCAACAUUAGCGUGACUGACGACGACUCCAACGUUUGAGGAAUUUUUUUGGGCCCAACUGCCCAUAGUGGUGCUGCUGUGAUCAAAACUGACUGUGCCAACCUCUCUGCACAUCUCUCUCUCUCUCUCUCUCUCUCCCUCUCUCUCUCACUCUUAUCUGUCAGUGCUAGCUAUACAUUGUGAGUGUAUUCCUUUUAUGUAAACUCUCAUAAAAAAGCUACAAUACAGUAUUUGCCACAGUACAGUGCAGAGUAGGUGUCAUUCUUCAAGUUAAAAUAUGUGUCAAGGUUGUGAAUAUGUCUCUCUGGAGCGGUUAUAAGAGUGUAUUGAAUAGUCAGUCUCAUCUUUGCUUAAUAUUUUAUAAAUAUUAUGUAGUUUCAAUUACGUAUUUUUAAGGAGAGUUUUUAAGGGAAAAUUAGCAGUUCUACUGUAGUUUGCCUCCGAACUGCAACUGGAGAUUUGUUGUUGUUUUUUUUUUAAUGGACUUCCACCCCAUCUGUUGUGUCCAGUAUGGCAAACGGUGCACAGUGACACUUUUAUCCUUUAAAUAAUAGAAUUUAUUUUGAUGAGAAAUAAGAUUUUUUUAAAACUACAGUAAAAAAAAAUUAAAAACUCCUUCCAUUAAGAACUGUUAUAUUCCACAAUGAUCACAAGAUAUCUGCCAUAUUUACAUUUUUCUUAAAAACCUUUCACAGUAUUUGAUGUAUUUAUAGGUCUAUUUGACCAUAAUGUGUUUGCAUGCAAUAUCUUCAACACUACAAAAGCUCAGUACUUGCCUUGUAAAGGAAUGGUGGCCCAUCCAGGUCAUAUUCCUGCCUUGUGCCCAGUGUUCCUGGGAAAUACACCGUAUCCUCCAUGACCCUAACCAGAAUAAAGACAUUACUUCAGAUGAAAUGUAAUGAAAACUCAGUGCAAAGUAUUGGAUGCCCUAUUUGUACAGUUGAAUUUUAUUUAAUCUUUGCUCUCUCUCUCUCUCUCUCUCUCUCUCUCUCUCUCUCUCUCUCUCUCUCUCUCUCUCUCUCUCUCUCAAUAUUGUGCAUCAGUUAACAUAUCAAAAUUGUUCUUAUUACACAUCAAAGCAAUGUUAUUGUUUUUACCAGCCAUAAUUGUAUGUUGUCUUAUGCACAUUUGUAAAAGGUCAAUAAAUUAAAGUAAAGCAUAA